AUGACAGAAAAAUCAAAAGUCAAAGUAGCCGUCAUAGGAUCAGGCUUGGCUGGUCUAUCGGUAGCUUAUUUAUUAACAAAAGGAUCAGAUAAAUUUGAAGUUCACUUGUUCGAAAAGAAUACUUCGUUAGGGAUGGAUGCUUCUUCUAUCUCGGUUGGUCCCAAUAAAGAGCAUCGAAUCGAUGUACCAAUGCGAUCAUUCAUGUCUGGCUACUAUUCACAUCUCUUACGAUUAUAUAAUCACCUACAAAUUCCUGCCAAAAAGGCAAAGUUCAGUUUCGGAUGGUACAAGAUCCAACAAGACACAGCACAGCAGUACGCCCCAACCGAAGUGGCUUCAUUUACUAAAAAUGAACCAUACUUGAUAUACAGCGGUGCACGUACUGUAGGUUACCUCAAUUGGAUCCAGCGUAAUACACAUUCGCUCAUGGGCUCAGUUCAAGCCCUUGUUACUUUUUUCUGGAAUACCUGCAUUGUCGCAUUUUCUUACUUUCAAAUUCUAUUAAUAUCACUCUACAUGCAUCACAAGGGUCAUUUGAAGGACCCUACGCACGAGAUAUGUAAUCUAACUCUAAAUGAGUUCUUCAAGAGAUACUAUAUUCAUGAAUAUUUUGCAUACCAAGUCUUUGUGCCGCUAUUUGCAGCAGUUUGUACCAACUCACACCAGUCCAUGCUACAGUAUCCUGCAUCUGAUAUUCUAGAAUACGUGGCACUAGGCGUAUUUGAAGAAUCGUAUGUGGCAGCGUGUGGUGUUCAGCAAGUUGUCAAGCGACUCUCAGCUCCACUAGAACAUAUUCACCUAAAGACUCAAAUCACCAAUAUUCAGUUUGACCCAUCUUCUCGUCAUCGAUACCAAAUCCAGGAUGAAAAAGAACAGUCGUAUGAUAUUGAUCACAUCAUUUUUGCAACUCAGGGUAACCAAGCGGCGAACUUACUAAAGCAUCUGGCCCAUUCUACCCCAAAGCUCAAGGAAUCGCUCAAAGAUCAGAUCGAUAUGCUCAGCAGAUUCCAGUAUGAUUCUGCCUUAGUCAUCAAUCACACAGACGUUCGUGUGCUGCCGAGGAAUCCAAGUCAUUGGAGAGCUCUCAACUUGGCCGUGAUUGACAGGAGCGUAGACCCUGGUGACAGUGAGCUCAUCGUGCCGUAUCCUCACGACACAACCAUGGCCACACAUAUCCUCAACAUGACGCACAACCAGAUGCCCCAAGAGAUGAUCUAUAUGCAGACGACAAAUCCGUGUCUUAGCGUAGAUCCGGAAAAGGUACUUUCUGUUGCCUGGUUUGAACGCGCGACGGUAACACUGGAUUCUAAGCGAGCACUGCAGACCGGUUUAUUCACCUUAGAGGACGGUGAAUAUGAACUAGGACCCUGUCAAGGCAAGAACAAUAUCUGGUUCGUUGGAUCAUACUGUUGGAAGGGAAUUCCAUUGCUCGAAGGCUGCGUGGCAAGCGCAGAGUAUGUGGUCAUCAAAGGCAUUGCACGCUAUGAAGGUGUGUCUGUCAACGUGCCUUGGUAA
Rhizopus microsporus ATCC 52813 is the source of this 1515-nucleotide messenger RNA. RefSeq names its product FAD/NAD(P)-binding domain-containing protein. Gene Ontology annotation, molecular function: oxidoreductase activity. The transcript is spliced from 4 exons. NCBI's taxonomy places the organism in Eukaryota, Fungi, Mucoromycota, Mucoromycetes, Mucorales, Rhizopodaceae. The record is from RefSeq and is a predicted model, not a curated record. Bases 1 to 1515 code for a protein of 504 amino acids.